ACGAAAGCCAUGCUAUCGAUAGGAGGAGAUACAUGUUCUCCAAUACUCCGUAGUAUGACUAGUAGCCGUGAUAAUCGCGCUGCAUUCAUCAAAUCAACGAUUGAUGUAGCCAGAUUUUGCGGCUUUGAUGGCCUUGAUCUUAAUUGGGAAUUCCCUAUCGAAUCAGAAAACAUGCACAAUCUAGCAUUGCUCUUCGAAAAAUGGUGCCUCACCAUCGGCCUAAAGCCACUAAGGCUCUUGGGACACUUCAGCGACAGGUGCUCCAGCAUUGUUAUACAUAAGUCUAGCAAUAUUAGCACGAGCUACGGAAUUUCAGCCUGGAAACAAAAUGGGGUCCCUUCAAAACAGCUAGUUUUUGGUAUGCCCUUAUAUGGAAAUACACGGGAAUUGAAGGAUCCAAAUUAUCACGGGAUCGGUGCUCCUGCUGUAGGAGCUGGCCCUGGAACUCAAGGAGAAAUGUCAUAUGAUGAUAUAGUAAUGUUCAAUUCAGAAAAUAAUGCUACUAUAGGAUACAAUAAUGAAACAGUUUCAACAUAUUCAUAUGCUGGAACAAAUUGGAUUGGAUAUGGUGAUACUAAUUCCAUAACAGCAAAGAUUAAGUAUGCUAAGGCUGAGGAUCUUGGUGGUUACUUUUUCUGGGCACUUGGCUUUUCUAGAACAGGUAAAAUUCCUAAAGUUCUUCCAUUUCAGAUGCAAAGUUUAAGUUGUAUGCAUUGACGGUCUAAUAUGCCCGGUCGGGGCACUUGUAAGGUAAUCAAAACUGAUAAAAAUGGUAACUAACUAGCUAUAUACAAUAUGUCAGUGUAUCUAAAUUAAAUCCUUAGGCAUGUGUCUCUUCAUUUGUUUUCUUCAUAAUCAUACUAUUAAUUAGUUAUGGCAUCGACAGUUGAAAUUGAAUUAACGAUUGUCACAUUAUGUUUUCAGCUUGUAUGGCAUGGGAUGAUGAAAUCUGAGGUGCAGCCACGCGCAUCUUAUCGAUCACU
Molecule: messenger RNA, 983 nt
Organism: Lycium barbarum (goji berry)
Lineage: Eukaryota; Viridiplantae; Streptophyta; Magnoliopsida; Solanales; Solanaceae
Product: class V chitinase CHIT5-like
Exons: 2
Coding region: 10-717 (235 amino acids)
Biological process (GO): carbohydrate metabolic process; chitin catabolic process
Cellular component (GO): extracellular region
Molecular function (GO): chitinase activity; chitin binding
Source: RefSeq, a predicted model, not a curated record